Messenger RNA from Lymnaea stagnalis (great pond snail), 1836 nucleotides. The record is from the annotation of a GenBank genome assembly. Lineage: Eukaryota; Metazoa; Mollusca; Gastropoda; Lymnaeidae.
GAUUAUUUUCUUUUGCUUGUCCAGGUAGAUGAAAACAUGAACACUGCUUUUAAAAGAGAUGCUGUCAUCAGUGACAAGUUUUUCUUCCGUAAGAAUAUUCUGACAGGUGAGUUGUAAAAUAAAACAUGAUAUAUAAUUAUAAUUAUGUUCUAAAUUGCAAUACAUGAUGUAGUGAAUUUUUUUAACUUAAAACAAUAAUUCUCAUAGCUUUUUACUUUUUUUAAAGCUAAAAAUGUGACAAAACUUAAAUUACGAUGUAAAAUAUCAUUGAAUAGCUACACUUCUUACAGUAUUCAGAAAUAGUUUAUAUAUUGGUACCUUUCCGUGCCAUUUCUCCUGGUACGUUUUUAUUAUAAGUGCCCCAAUCAUGAAUAGUAUAUUGGGAACAAAGUAUGUUGCAAAAUUAUUUUAACCUCAGGAGUAGGGCUAUGGCUAUAAAUUAAUUUCAUAAUUUUUAUCUGAUGCAUUCUUUUUUUCAGAGUCCUGCAAAAAUGCAUUGAAUGGAUUUGGCAUUACUGAUACUGAUCCAAAUCAGGAGUAUGAACUAAUGACCAUCAAUGAAAUAUUUCAUGGAAAGGUGACAUCUCUUAAUGCUAGCAAUCUUUUGCUUUGAAAAAAUAUUUGCUGCAGAAAGAAAAUGGUACUGAUUGUUAAGUUCAGGGCCCCAGAUGGAAUAAUUAGUCCACGACUGAAUGCCCUCAUAAUUAUUUUCAAGAGCAAAUGAAUUUCAAUUUUAUUUGUUACAUUUUAUUUUAAGAAAAUUAAACAGAUGAAUCAGUUUCGCAGAAAGUCAACUCUACUGCCAAGUAUUAAUUCUAUUUAAAUAUUUAUAAUUCAUCUAUAUAGUUGGCUCUCCUUUCCUUUAUUUAAAAAGAUUUGUUUAAAUACAUUUUCAGGAAGAUUUUCCUGGCCUGCUGCCCCUGAUUGAUUCAUAUAUAGACAGCAUUGAUAUAGAUGUAGAUACAAAGUACACUGUCACACAUUAUGUCAGACUGAUAUCACUGAGGGCAUCAGGUACACAAACCUAUAAACCAUUUUUUUUCUUACCCUUUGAAAUUAUUCAGUUAGAGCAGCAACAUUUAGAAGCAUACAAAAUUGAUUAAGCUAGAUAAGCAAUACAUAAGUCAGUAAUUUUCAUAUUUAAUUAAUUACAAAGAUACAGUCCAAUGAAAUAUUCUUAAAAACAGAUCUAAAAGGUUCCAGGUUAUAUAAUUAAAAAAUUUAGUUACAAUUUAAUGUUGGUUUCCUUAGAAUUACUUAAAUAUAAUAUACAACUAUGUCAAAUGAGUCAAAGAGACUUUGAUCCUGUUCAUUUUCUGCUAAGUUAUUAUUACAAUAAGAGAUAAACCCUUGAGAAAUUUUAAAAAAAAUUCCUGAUUUUCUCAAAACUUGAAAUUUGGGUUCACGGAGUCACGAUUUUUUUUUUAAAAGGGGCUCCACAAGUUAAUUACAAAGCUAGUUUUUAGCAGUUACAGAUAAUUUCAAAAAUUGACUAGGAUUCUUCUAUGUUGAAUAGCUUUAAUAAUAUUUUGCUGUAAAAAUGAAUUUUGUUAUGGCAAAAAUUAUUUCCAUUUAAAAAAAAUUGUUUCUGUAAAUUUAGCUAAUUAGUUUUUUAAAAAUAAUUUAACUAAUUUGCUGAUUUAAAAAAAAAGAGCUAUCCAUUAAACCCGAAUUUCAAGUUUUGAGAAAAUCUGAAAAAUUUUACAAAAAAUAAUUUGUAUUUUUUCGAAGGAUGUUUUUCACAAGUAUUUUUUAUGGGCGAUUUUUUGUUUAGGUCAUCUACAAACUACAGCAAAAUGGAUCCGCAACUUUGUUUUAAACCAUCCUGAGUACAAG